AUGUCUGUUGCCCUCAACUUGGUGACCUCUGGACAAAAUGAUGAAAGUGGCCGAGUUGCACCUAAGACAUGGAUCGAGUGCGGAUUUUGCACUUUGAUCUUCCUUGGACGGACGGGUGUUCGCAUUAGUGUCCUCAGAAUCAAGCAGCUGCAUUGGAACGACAUUUUGAUGUCUUUUGCUUGGGCUGUUUCUGAUGAAACGAAUCACGCAGAGUCCCAGGGUGUCCAAGGUCAACAAGCUAUUGAUGGGUGUCGCUGGUACCAUUAUCAUCUUGGUCUUCUCUUUCCGUCAGCCGGAGUUUUUAUCAUCAUCGCCGCAAUCUUGCGAGUGAUCUUUGUCUUCAUCAACCCCAAUCCCGUCACACUAGCUAUUGGGCUUGCGGCAAGACUCUCGUCGCCAUUCGACGUCGAGUCUUCCAGCGCAGAGCGCAUUUACCGACCUGAUCACAGUAGUAUUCAUGUGCUGAGGGUCUAUUCGGUUGAUAGGAAUGGGGUCAAUAAUCCCAGUAACGACGCCGCAAAACAGGGCUGGCUUUCGAUUACAAUAGUGUGA
Pseudomassariella vexata is the source of this 552-nucleotide messenger RNA. RefSeq lists its product as uncharacterized. The record is from RefSeq and is a predicted model, not a curated record. Bases 1 to 552 code for a protein of 183 amino acids. The transcript is spliced from 5 exons. NCBI's taxonomy places the organism in Eukaryota, Fungi, Ascomycota, Sordariomycetes, Amphisphaeriales, Pseudomassariaceae.